GAACUCAGAAGCUUGAAAGUGUUGUGCUUAGUAAAAUGAACUUUGAAUCGUUUGUGAGAGAUCUGCUUCUGGUUCGUCAUUACAGAGUUGAAGUUUACAAGAACAAAGCAGGGAGUAAAUCUAUCAAAGAAAAUGACUGGUAUUUAGCAUACAAGGGUUCUCCAGGAAAUCUUGCCCAGUUUGAGGAAGUUCUCUUUGCCAACAAUGAUAUGUCAACGGCCAUUGGGGUUGUGGGGGUUAAGCUGUCUACUACUGAUGGACAAAGAGUAGUAGGAGUGGGGUAUGUCGACACUACGCUGAGAAAAUUGAGUGUCUGUGAGUUUCCAGAUAAUGAUCAGUUCUCAAACCUUGAAGCUCUACUGGUUCAACUAGGACCGAAGGAGUGUGUGCUACCAGGAGGAGAGACUGCAGGAGAGAUGGGAAAACUACGACAAGUCAUUCAGAGGGGAGGAAUCCUGAUUACAGACAGGAAGAAGGCGGAUUUCACAACGAAAGAUAUUGUUCAGGAUCUUAAUCGCUUGUUAAAAUCAAAAAAAGAAGAACAAAUGAAUAGUGCAGCAUUGCCAGAGAUGGAAAAGCAGGUUGCUGUUUCGUCUUUGUCAGCCAUUAUCAAGUUUCUAGAGUUGCUGUCAGAUGAAUCUAAUUUUGGACAAUUUGAACUGACUACUUUUGAUCUUAGUCAAUAUAUGGUUCUAGAUAAUGCAGCUGUUCAAGCCCUCAACCUUUUUCAGAGUUCUGUGGAAAAUGCUAAUACUGCACAGUCUCUAGCUGGUUUACUAAAUAAAUGCAGAACCCCUCAAGGACAAAGACUAGUUAAUCAGUGGAUCAAACAACCACUUAUGGACAAGAAUAGAAUUGAAGAAAGGUUGAAUUUGGUUGAAGCUUUUGUGGUGGAUCCAGAACUACGUCAGUGCCUUCAAGAAGAUCUCUUACGUCGCUUCCCAGAUCUUAACCGACUGGCAAAGAAAUUUCAGAGACAAGCAGCAAACUUACAGGACUGUUACCGAAUGUAUCAGGCUAUUAAUCAACUGCCUAAUGUUGUACAAGCACUAGAAAAGCAUGAAGGAGCUCACCAGAUGUUGUUGUUGGCAGUGUUUAUAACACCUCUUAAUGAUAUCUACUCUGACUUCUCAAAGUUUCUGGAGAUGAUAGAAACAACAUUGGACAUGGAUAAGGUGGAGAAUCAUGAAUUUCUUGUCAAGGCUUCUUUUGAUCCUAAUUUGACAGAAUUAAGAGAGAAGAUGAAUGAACUGGAAGAAAAAAUGCAGUCCUUUUUAAAGAGCGCAGCCAAAGAACUAGGUUUGGAAGCUGGGAAAAGUAUCAAACUGGAGACAAAUUCGCAGUUUGGACAUCACUUCCGAAUAACUUGCAAGGAGGAAAAAGUUCUCCGUAACAAUUCAAGAUAUGGAAUAGUUGAUACACAGAAGAAUGGUGUGAAAUUUACUAACAGCAAACUGAGCUCCGUCAAUGACGAAUAUAUAAAGAACAGAGAAGAGUAUGAAGAGGCUCAGGAUGCGAUUGUUAAGGAAAUCAUUAACAUUGCUUCAGGUUAUGCAGAACCGAUACAGACGAUGAAUGAUGUGAUAGCUCAAUUAGAUGCAAUUGUCAGUUUUGCUCAUGUGUCAAACGGAGCACCAGUGCCGUAUGUCCGUCCUGUCAUUCUGGAAAAGGGACAAGGAAGGAUUGUGCUGAAAGGUGCCAGGCAUCCUUGCAUCGAAGUGCAAGAUGAGGUGGCCUUCAUCCCCAAUGACAUUACAUUUGAGAAGGGCAAGCAGAUGUUCCACAUUAUUACUGGCCCUAACAUGGGGGGAAAAUCAACCUACAUCCGACAGACAGGGGUGAUUGUUCUUAUGGCCCAAAUUGGGUGUUUUGUACCAUGCGACUCUGCAGAAAUAACCAUUGUGGAUUGUAUCCUGGCUCGGGUGGGAGCUGGAGACAGUCAGCUGAAAGGUGUGUCUACUUUCAUGGCUGAAAUGUUAGAAACUGCUUCAAUCCUUAGGACAGCAUCUGAAAACUCCCUGAUAAUCAUUGAUGAGCUGGGAAGAGGAACUUCUACCUACGAUGGCUUUGGCUUAGCAUGGGCGAUUUCAGAAUACAUUGCUAGCAAAAUCUGUGCUUUCUGUAUGUUUGCUACACAUUUUCAUGAACUGACAGCUCUUGCUGAUCAAGUGCCAACAGUAAAUAACCUACAUGUUACCGCUCUGACCAGCGAUGACACACUGACGAUGCUUUAUCGUGUCAAGGAAGGUGUUUGUGACCAGAGUUUUGGAAUACAUGUAGCAGAGUUGGCGGCUUUCCCAAAACAUGUGAUAGAAAGUGCAAGAGAGAAAGCAUUGGAGCUGGAGGAGUUUCAAAACAUUGGCAAGUCCCAGGAAUCUGAAGGAGAACCACCAGCCAAGAAAUUGUACAGAGAAAGAGAGGAAGGUGAAAAGAUAAUUCAGGAUUUUCUUUGUCAAGUGAAAGCAUUGCCCCUGACAGAUAUGUCAGAAGAAGACAUCAAAAUCAAGCUGAAACAGCUGAGAAAUGAUGUGUUGGCAAAGAACAACAGUUUUGUGAAUGAAAUCAUUUCCCGAACGAAAGUUACAUCAUAAAAGGUGUCAGAACAGGAUACAGCUCUUGAAGUGUGUUUUACAUUGCAAGAAUUAUCAUUUUCUUGUCUUGUAGCUUUUAUACUUUAAGAUACUUGUACUGAUUUAUGUAGGCUUUUUUUUCUUGGAUUGUAAUUAUUUUGUAAAAGAUUCUGAGCACAUUCUGUGCCA
Molecule: messenger RNA, 2759 nt
Organism: Fulmarus glacialis (Northern fulmar)
Lineage: Eukaryota; Metazoa; Chordata; Aves; Procellariiformes; Procellariidae
Gene: MSH2
Product: mutS homolog 2
Exons: 15
Biological process (GO): mitotic recombination; somatic recombination of immunoglobulin genes involved in immune response; mismatch repair
Cellular component (GO): nucleus; MutSalpha complex
Molecular function (GO): ATP binding; mismatched DNA binding; ATP-dependent DNA damage sensor activity
Source: RefSeq, a predicted model, not a curated record